UCGAAACUGCACAUAGCUGUUCGCAUCGCACUUCUCCCGUUUGCUUUAUAUUUUGCAGUUUUCCAGAAACUUUGUUGUAGCUUUUCUUGAGAAAAAACUUUACUUACAGUAAAACACCGUUGUUGUUUGUGCUGCUGGUCAUCGAUAUCAGCGGAAAAACGGUUCAAAAUAGUGGUUAAGUGUAGCUAACAGGCAAGCAAACCAAAAUGUCCCAGACUGAGGAAGUAAAGCUAUCGCAUCGUACGAGAAAACGCGUCCGGGAUGUGAAGCGAAAGGCUAGACCUGAACUAGCGGACAAGGCUGCCUGGGUACAGCUGGAGUACUAUAAAAAGUUCGAUAAGUUUCGAGAGUUUGAGGACAACGUGGAACGGAUACAUGUGAAGGAUGUGAGCCCACAGGAUUUCAUUGAUCGCUAUGAGAGCAUAUAUAAACCGGUGGUCAUCGAAGGAAUCCAGGAAGGGUGGAAGGCACAGUAUAAGUGGACCUUGGAACGACUAGCCAAGAAGUAUCGGAAUCAGAAAUUCAAAUGCGGCGAGGAUAAUGAUGGUUAUAGCGUAAAAAUGAAGAUGAAAUACUAUAUCGAGUAUAUGCGAAGUUCGACCGACGAUAGCCCGUUGUACAUUUUUGACAGCAGCUUUGGCGAGCAUCAUCGCCGAAGAAAGCUUCUGGAAGAUUAUGAUAUUCCGGUUUACUUCCGGGACGAUUUGUUCAAGCAUGCCGGAGAAGAACGUCGUCCACCGUACCGGUGGUUCGUGAUGGGUCCGGCACGGUCCGGAACUGGGAUUCAUAUCGAUCCGUUGGGUACCAGUGCGUGGAAUGCACUGGUUCAGGGACACAAGCGGUGGUGUUUGUUUCCCACCAAUACUCCGAAGGAACUCCUGAAGGUGACCGGAGCGAUCGGAGGCAAACAGCGUGACGAGGCAAUCACUUGGUUCAAUUUGAUCUACCCGAAGACAAAGCAGCUGGACUGGCCGAGUGAUUGCAAACCGAUUGAGAUUCUACAGAAGCCGGGUGAAACGGUAUUUGUUCCGGGCGGCUGGUGGCACGUGGUUCUAAACAUGGAUGAAACUAUUGCUGUGACGCAAAAUUUUUGCAGCAAAACCAAUUUCCCCGUGGUUUGGCACAAAACUGUGCGCGGUCGGCCCAAACUAUCCAAAAAAUGGCUUAAGGUGCUACAGGAAGUGCAACCGGAACUAGCGAAGCUGGCAACUAAGAUUGAUGUAGGCCAGAGCACCGGUGUGGCGUCCGACAGCUCGAGCAACUCGAGCUCCUCGUCUUCCAGCUCGAGCAGUGACGAGAGCGAUAGCGACUCUAACACGGACAGUGGCCAGGAGUCUCUGUCGGCGCAUAAGACUAAGAAACGUCGGAAAACGGGUGGCGGAAUGAUGGCUUGAUUAUUGUUGUAAGCUAUUUUCGCAAAAAUUCGACGUUUUUUUUUUCUAUUUCUUAUUCCUGAAAGGGAUCUCAGAUUGAGACAACAGUCCUCCGGUUCCCGAACAAAUCGAAACCAGGUCGGUGAUGUUUGCUAGGUUUUUUUCAGUAGGCGGGAGUCGCAAAACGAUUUUCCUCAAGGAUAAAAUUUUAACAAUUAAAAAAAAAACAGUAAACGCUGUGCAACACAAAAGAAGCCAAGUAUUAUAAAUAAACUGAGAAUCACUAUUAUAAUAAUAAUUUAUACGAACUAGAAACGAAUUGAGGUGGUACUAGAAUUCACAGGUGAAAAGAUGAAAGGUUUAGCCAAAUUAGAGAAUUGAUAGAACGUUCGAUUUAGGAUAUGACAACAAAUAAUAGCCUCUCAAGAUACACACAGAUAUCAUAGCGGAUUAUGCAGAUCGAGCAUUGCAUCGGAAGCAGAACAUUCACUGGACUGAGAAACGCGCAGGAUUUAUCAUCAGAGCAGCAAGUUUAAUUGACGGUACUGUGCCUUGAGUAUAGCAAAACAAAUUAAUCCAAUCUUAUAUACAUACUAGGACUAGAUAAUAAACUUCUGCAAUUCGGCAAAAGAAAGAACAAUUCUCCUACCAUUAGACACAAACCAAUUGCAGUGACAGUGCGGUUCACGAGAAAGUGAAAUAAAAAAUCAAA
Molecule: messenger RNA, 2085 nt
Organism: Malaya genurostris
Lineage: Eukaryota; Metazoa; Arthropoda; Insecta; Diptera; Culicidae
Gene: PSR
Product: bifunctional arginine demethylase and lysyl-hydroxylase PSR
Exons: 5
Coding region: 207-1394 (395 amino acids)
Biological process (GO): phagocytosis
Cellular component (GO): nucleus; cytoplasm
Molecular function (GO): P-TEFb complex binding; histone H4R3 demethylase activity
Source: RefSeq, a predicted model, not a curated record